Messenger RNA from Dreissena polymorpha, 1619 nucleotides. RefSeq lists its product as uncharacterized. The transcript has 2 exons. The record is from RefSeq and is a predicted model, not a curated record. NCBI's taxonomy places the organism in Eukaryota, Metazoa, Mollusca, Bivalvia, Myida, Dreissenidae. The coding region runs from base 305 to 1588 and encodes 427 amino acids.
AGCGAGACAUGCUUAUCGCAAAUCCCAAGAGUAUCGAUUUUACAACACGAACUAUGUAUAUGCUAUAAAUAAUCAUGAAUGAAUACGCAUUUCGGAUGUUUACAAAGCAUAUGGCAAGUUUAAGUUUCAAAUCACGUUAGUGAUUGUAUAACCGUACAAAGUAUUUGAAAGAAAUUACUCUCCGUGUUGACUCAUUGUCAUAUUUCGCAAUGUUAUUUGCGGUUAUGUCCACAAGUGCAUAAGUCAACAACGGAAUAUGUGUUGUGUUUUAAGUCGUUUAAGUGUCUAUUGAAUGGAUUACUAGAUGGAUAACUCGACACAGUGGAAGACUUUAACCGAUGAAAAAGAGGACAGAUGUAUCGUAGAAACCCGUCAAGACACGGGGGACAAAAAUCCUGAUAUUAAAUAUAGAAAAGAUGACGAUGAACGAGAACGGGAUUCCACAAGAGAUGACAGAUUCGUCGAAACCGAUGAUCACCCUGAAUUUCUGCAAAGUCGACAGUUUAAAAACAUGAAGCCGUACUAUAGUGGAUCAAUUCUAGACGACCGAAAUGCCGAAAUGAGAAAGUCAAUUUAUUAUAUCAGACAACAUUGGGACGACUUUGGCAUCUUUACAAAAUGGCUUAAGGAACUGUUCUUGAACGACGAGCCUAUUGCAUUUAAAGACAAAACAACAGAAGAAGACUUUGAGAGACUAUUUUCAAGGCAACGCAAUUGGAUGACAGAGGAAAGUGUACACACAGAACCAGUCAGUUUUGAAGCGAUCCGCUUGUAUACCUCAGACGAAGGGUAUAAGCGUAUUUAUAAACUUUGUAAUCACGUGUUUAGGGACGAACAUUGCUUGAUUUCAACGAAAGAGAUACGUAGCGUUGUAUUCCUUAUUGAAUUGAUUAACAUUGAUUUGUACAAUUAUUGUUUGCUGCACUCUGAGAAAAGGGAUUAUCAAGGGACGGUAUAUCGCGGAAUGGUUUUGAAUGAAAUGGAUUUUGAACAGUUCAAACGCCUGCGACAUGCACCUUCAAGCUCUCGAAACAUUGCAGUUCCGCUGGUACUCUUCUCAGCAAGUUUUGAUGUAGGUGUCGCACGGAGAUUCAUUAAACAUCGGCUGAAAGAAGCCAGCAAGGAGGGUUUAAAACUGCAACCUGUCGUAUACAAAAUAAACAUAAUAGGACUGAAACCCGAAUUCAUUCAACACUUCAAAAGUAGGUUUCCGAAAAUGACGCUGACCUCCAUGGGUGCUGUCGACAUUCACGAGAUUUCGCGGCACCCGGGAGAGAAAGAAGUCAUCCUCCGAGGACCUUAUACGUUGAUUCUGGACAUUUAUGAUGACGAGAAGGACUUGGUUGGUGUACCAUGCAGUGUUCUGGAGGCAUUGGUGAUCACGUCUAAUCGGGAUCACAUCACAACCUCCCAACCCGGGCCCGACGACGAUUUAGCUAGGGAUAUGUAUGGUGCCAUGGUUAUCGUUACCCGCAGCGAAUAUGCCGUGCAGUAUUGUCGAUCCAAGGGCUUGCACCGAGAUGAGUCAGAUUUUCAGGACAUUCUUGAAAAUGCAAGAAUUCAGCUUGAUAAACUGUGGAAUUUAUGAUUUCGUUAUUAAUAAUAAAGAGCAAAUGUGA